AUGGGUAUCUGUGCCACUCGACAAACUGGUUCUGCUCAAGCCCUGAGCGAAAUUGAAAAAGGAAGACAACAACAAGAGAGAGAAAUUAAAGUUCUCCUUCUUGGUGCUGGUGAGUCUGGAAAAAGUACCAUCUUCAAGCAAAUGAAAAUCAUACACCAAAAUGGUUAUUCUGAAGAAGAACGUGAGUCCUACAAGGAAAUCAUUUAUGGAAACAUUUUGAAGGCCAUGAAGAAUCUCGUACAGGCCACUUUCUCGUUCAACAUCCCUAUUGAACAAGAGGAAAACAGAGAACGUGCCGGUAAGAUUAAUGAACUCGAGCAAGAGGCUCUUCUCCACGUACACAAGUAUUGGACUGCUGAAAUUGCCGAUGAUAUUCAAUGUUUAUGGUCCGAUCCUGGUAUUCAAAAGGUCUUUGAAAAGAGAAAUGAAUUCCAACUUGAUGACUCGGCCCAAUACUACUUUACUCAUUUGGAUCGUAUCAAACAACCUGAUUAUAAACCAACUUUGGAAGAUGUGGUCCGUUCCAGAGUCAAGACCACUGGUAUUGUCGAGAUGAGCUUCAAACUCGACGACCGAUCGGUAACCUUAAUCGACGUUGGUGGACAACGUAACGAACGAAAGAAGUGGAUCCACUGCUUUGAAGGCGUUACUGCCAUUAUUUUUGUAACCUCUCUCAGCGAAUAUGAUCAACGUUGUUAUGAGGACGAUUCAACGAACCGCAUGCACGAGAGUUUGUUGUUGUUUGAUGAAAUUUGUAACUCGAGAUGGUUCAUGGAGACUUCCAUUAUUUUGUUCUUGAACAAGAUGGAUCUCUUCAAGGAAAAGAUCAAGAGAGCCGAUCUCAGUCAAUUCUUCCCAGAAUAUGAAGGAGGUAGAAACUUUGAAGCAGCUGCUAACUUUAUUCGUUCUAAAUUUGAAGAGAAGAAUCGUAAUCCAAGACACAAGACGAUCUAUGCUCACUUUACUUGUGCUACUGAUACUCAACAAUUGCAACAAGUAUUUGAUGCCAUCAAGGACAUUAUUUUGAACAAGACCCUCAAAGAACAAGGUCUGUUCUAA
Molecule: messenger RNA, 1059 nt
Organism: Naegleria lovaniensis
Lineage: Eukaryota; Heterolobosea; Eutetramitea; Acrasida; Naegleriidae
Exons: 2
Coding region: 1-1059 (352 amino acids)
Biological process (GO): adenylate cyclase-modulating G protein-coupled receptor signaling pathway
Cellular component (GO): heterotrimeric G-protein complex
Molecular function (GO): GTP binding; GTPase activity; G protein-coupled receptor binding
Source: RefSeq, a predicted model, not a curated record